Oxyura jamaicensis (ruddy duck) is the source of this 2551-nucleotide messenger RNA. RefSeq names its product ubiquitin protein ligase E3 component n-recognin 7 (gene UBR7). Gene Ontology annotation, cellular component: cytoplasm. The transcript has 10 exons. The record is from RefSeq and is a predicted model, not a curated record. Lineage: Eukaryota; Metazoa; Chordata; Aves; Anseriformes; Anatidae. Bases 1 to 1092 code for a protein of 363 amino acids. Gene Ontology annotation, molecular function: ubiquitin protein ligase activity; zinc ion binding.
AUGCAGGGCGCAGUGAAGCGACAAGCGCUGUACGCCUGCAGCACCUGCACACCACCCGGGGCGGAGCCGGCCGGCAUCUGCCUGGCGUGCAGCUACGAGUGCCACGGCUCGCACCGCCUCUUCGAGCUCUACACCAAGAGGAACUUCCGCUGUGACUGUGGGAACAGCAAGUUCAAGAAUUUGCAGUGCAAGUUGCUCCCGGAAAAGAGCAAGGUGAAUUCAGGAAAUAAGUACAAUGACAACUUCUAUGGCUUAUACUGUACUUGUAAAAGACCUUAUCCUGACCCUGAUGAUGAGAUUCCAGAUGAAAUGAUCCAGUGCAUAGUUUGCGAAGACUGGUUCCAUGGAAGGCAUCUUGGUGCAAUUCCCCCUGAGAGUGGAGACUUCCAUGAAAUGGUAUGCCAGGCCUGCAUGAAACACUGCCAUUUCCUCUGGGCCUAUGCUCCGCAAUUAGCAGUUCCCGCGUUGACCAAAGCGAACUCUCUUGAAGAUGAAGGGAUUGUCCUGAACGUUGAGGAAACUGAAGAACAGAAGAAAGAAAUAAAAAAAGAAAGUGGAACAGAACACCAAGAAGUAAAGGAGGAAAAGCAAACGGAACUGUUCAAUGAACCAUCCACUAGCUCUGGGUCUGCUUGUCCGGAGAUAGUUACCAAGAGUGAAGAACCAGUCUGCAAGCUGAAAGAACUCCAGAGCAAGCCAUUUUUAAAAAAAGAUACUGCCACCUUUUGGCCAUCAAACUGGAGAAGCAAAUUAUGCACUUGUGCAGAUUGUUUGAAAAUGUAUUCAGAGCUUGAAGUCCAGUUCCUGACAGAUGAGUAUGACACUGUCUUGGCUUAUGAAAACAAAGGUACCAGUGACCAAGAAACAGACAGGAGAGAUCCUUUAAUGGACACCCUGAACAGCAUGAACAGAGUUCAGCAAGUAGAGCUCAUCUGCGAAUACAAUGACUUAAAGACAGAACUGACCGACUAUCUCAGGAGAUUUGCAGAUGAGGGAACGGUUGUUAAAAGAGAAGACAUUCAGCACUUCUUUGAAGAAUUUCAGUCACGGAAAAGACGACGGACUAACAGGAUGCAGUACUACUGUAGUUAGAGGGAGAAGUUCUGAGGCUGAAAGGACAACUGGCAAAACAAUAUUCAUCGAUAAACAGAAGAGGCAUUUUUAGUACUCGGCUUCUCAAAAUCCAACUAUUCAAGAAACUGCCUCCAACUUCUUCAUUUUGUCUCAUUUCCUUUAUUUGUAGCACACAAAAUGUGUUCUGAACAGGUACACUGCUUUUAUAUGGAUUUCAGUAUCGGUUUAUGUUUGUUGUUCUUUGAAAGUUGGCCUCGUCUCAAGGGGGAGGACUGCUUGUUGACAGAACUUUGUGCCACUGUUUGUUCCCUUUCUCCUUUGACCUGUUUUAGUGCCUAUAGCUCUCCUCUGUCCUAAAACACGGGCACAGGACACGCUCUGCGUUUUGCAAGACGAGAGCGUGUUGCUUUCCUGCUCUGAAUGGCUGUGUCAUCUCUUCUGGUUGGGGUGACUGGCACUUGCUCCCUGCACAAAGUAAGCUUCUGUUUACUUCUGCAGGGAGGCACGGGUCCUUAAAAAGCAAAGCAGGCAUGAGGUAAUGAUGAUGGCUCUUAGUUUUAAUCCUGUUGGGUGAAACUGCAUUCUCAAAGUCGGUUCUUACCACGUGAACUCAAUAGCACUGUACUUCCGCGGGGCAGCUCUGCUGGGAAGUACGCCCUGGGCAGGUGGAAAGAGAAAUUGGGGUUGGACUUGAAGCAGCAAAAUGUUGUAUCCAUUUUUAUAACUUCAAGAACUUUGUUUCUAAUCGUGUACAGUGAUGUUUUACAUGCAAAGAUUUGUCACAAACUUUAUCUGCUCAUUAGAAUAUAAACAAUAUCUAGGAAGAGGUACCGAAUUACAAAUUAAUCAUCGAGGGGUUUGUAAGGGGACUUCUAAUGUGCGUUCAUUUUAAAAACUAGCCUACUUCAAAUUGUUCUACUUCAUAAAUGUUCCUGCAAACACUGCAGCAGCCUGGCGUUUUGUACAGUACAAAAUGGAUGAUCUUUUUAUAAUCACUGUGAUAAUCAAGGAACAGGAGGUUUCACUGACUUUUAAGAAGCUACAGUAAACCGCAAUUAAAUCUUGAUUUUUCAUAAGUUAUUUUGAGCCUAAUGUAGUUUUUUUUUGUUUUUUUUCUUUACUCACAAACCCCAAACCCUGCUUUAAGGAAGCUAUAAUUUUUAACUCUUGCUUUCUGUACUUGGAGGAUGUGUUUGUCAUGGGGUGCUAUUUUGCUUAGUCAUUAACUAUUCAUGUUAAUGAGACAUUUUUUAGAAGAAAAUCACAUUUAGCAUUCCCCCUUUUGUUUUUGACUACUUCAUUUACAGAAGCUUUUUCUAGCAUAAAGGCUCAGCGAAUUGGUUUGUUCCAUGCAGAAUGACUAGUUGCUUUUAAAUUUAACUCUGGGUAUCGUAUGUGCUUUUUUGUAGCAGUUGUUACAGGACUUGUAACUGCACAUCUAACUACAAAAUAAAGAACCGUUCAAUCAUUCAGUCUG